Messenger RNA from Elgaria multicarinata webbii, 759 nucleotides. It is a transcript of the gene C5H21orf140, whose product is annotated as chromosome 5 C21orf140 homolog. The coding region runs from base 1 to 759 and encodes 252 amino acids. Lineage: Eukaryota; Metazoa; Chordata; Lepidosauria; Squamata; Anguidae. The transcript has a single exon. The record is from RefSeq and is a predicted model, not a curated record.
AUGUAUCGUAUUGUAAAUCCACUUUUAAAGCACAUCAUCCACCGGAGUUCUCAUGAUGCUACUUCAAGGAAACAGUGUCUGCAAUAUUUAAGAGCCCUAAGAACUCUGCAGUUUAAUGGCUACAACACCAUCUUUUUAGGAGAAACUGACCUUUCAGAAAGUCUAAUAACAGGGGAAAAGGUUCCUCAUGAAGAUAGGCUCAGCUGGCCUAUAUGGACAAUUGUACAUGCCGGCAACAGCCAAGGAUGGGUACCAUGGAGAUACAGAGUGUUUCUACGGAAUGAUGUACCCUUAGGCCAGCAAGAAGAUGUCUUUCAGGAAUUCUGUGACUUUCUGUCAAUCUCCUAUGGGAAGUGUGCCAUUGUGGUCAGAGAGAAAGGACCAUCACAAGUACAGAUUCAAAAGUCCAGCCAGGAGGUGGACAAAACUGAAUCUCAGUCUACUCCUCUCCCUUAUUUAAGGACCAUUAAGUGCUGUCCUGAGAUUGCCAAGACCACAGGUCAUGAACUUCUUUCGGUGCCUUUUCCCUACAACUACCUUGACCCUAUGGAUGCUGCCUGGUCAUCUUUGAAAUGGUUUAUUAUCAAUAACAGAAAGGAGUUUUCUCUGACCUCCUUGGAGAGGACCUACUCAUACCAGUGCAUCCUCUUCAGUGACUUGAUUGGAAAAGGAAUUGAGAAGAUGAACCCAAUUAAGUGGAAGGUGGCAGUUAGCAAAGUGCGGAGAUGGGAAAACUACUACUUGGAUAAGUUCUCCUAA